Molecule: messenger RNA, 417 nt
Organism: Entamoeba invadens IP1
Lineage: Eukaryota; Evosea; Mastigamoebida; Endamoebidae
Exons: 2
Coding region: 1-417 (138 amino acids)
Source: RefSeq, a predicted model, not a curated record
AUGAAUGAAAUCAUCGUUUUAGGGAUGAUGUCAGUUCUAUUCACCAUUGCUUGCAUUUAUAUAAUUGUAUCGAUGUAUGGAUUAACUAUUCAUUGGGUGAUUCAUAAAGAGUUAUUAGUUUAUAGAUUAAGUGCAUGUUUCGUCACGUCAAUCUUUGGCGUGAUUGGAAUCAUUUUUCACUUCUUUGCGAUUGUCAUGAUUUUUUAUAACCAAAAAAGAUAUCACAAAACGAGAACUAUCUUCUUAUCACUCCUCGUUCUGGAAUUCAUCACUCUCACUCCUUUCAUUACAAUCACGUGGGUGAAGGGUUCUCACGAAAAUUUCAAUUUCUCAGAUUUUCAAAAUGACAGAAAGAGAUCCCUUGAAGUCCAGGUUUGUUUUCUAACAAUUUUAUUAUUUAAAGAAUCAUUUUUUUAA